Messenger RNA from Sinocyclocheilus rhinocerous, 3282 nucleotides. Its product is annotated as wolframin-like. The record is from RefSeq and is a predicted model, not a curated record. The transcript is spliced from 10 exons. NCBI's taxonomy places the organism in Eukaryota, Metazoa, Chordata, Actinopteri, Cypriniformes, Cyprinidae. Gene Ontology annotation, biological process: calcium ion homeostasis; endoplasmic reticulum unfolded protein response. The coding region runs from base 98 to 3109 and encodes 1003 amino acids. Gene Ontology annotation, cellular component: endoplasmic reticulum; endoplasmic reticulum membrane.
CAGAGCUGUUAUGUGUGGACAGCACAGAAAACUUUUAAAAGAGUUUAUUUUCGUUGUGUUACGCCAUAUAUUGAGGAAGACUGUUCAUUCAGCUUAAAUGAGUGAGAAGGAUGUUAGUGCUAACCCACCACCAUCUCCUGAGACUCUCAAGGAGAAAAGUGCAGCCCACAAAAGUCUCAACCCUCCUUUUCCAUCAACUAAAUCCAUUCCAGGCACUGAGAUGGCGGGUCCCCCCCUCUCCAGUUCUGGCAGCCCAGACCAACCACCUAAAUCCACCCCUUCUUCAAGUCAAGAUACUAAAUUAAAACAAACUAAUGUUAAAACCUCAAACCUUCCAGCCAGAUCAACAGCUGAAAAACCAGCAACACCGAAACCUGCCCCUACAUCAUCACAUAUCUCUAAAACUACUCCAACUAUGCCAGCUACAACAUCAUCAUCAUUAUCAAAAUCAACAUUAUCUUCUCCCAAUGAUCCAUCCACACCCAGCAUCACCAUUUCUGCUGAUCCUACACAAUCUACAUCUACUCCUGAAGGUUCACUGCCCUCCACCAAAAUACCUGCAGUGGGUUUAUCAAUCCCACGUCAACGGAGCUUUUUGGCUGCAGCCCAAAAGGUGAUGAUGCAGGAGAAAAUAAGAAAGGCUGAGGAAGAGACCAAGGCUGAAGAAUGUGAUGAUAUGGAUGAAGAUCUGCCUUUUGAGGAGCUCCUGGAGAAAGCUGAGGCUGGAGACCCUAGAGCACAGAAUGAUAUGGAUGAAGAUCUGCCUUUUGAGGAGCUCCUGGAGAAAGCUGAGGCUGGAGACCCUAGAGCACAGAGUAGAUCAGAGGCCAUGUCUGAGAUGCUGGAGAAUGUCAGCCAGGUCAAUACUAUACCAGGUGAACCUGCUGUAUGUGGUGUAACACCCAGCAUUCAUACUCAGAGGAAAAUCCUGGAGACCAUGGUGUCUAAUGAAUCUAGCUCUAAGUAUGUGGAUGUGGAAGAUUUUGUGGAGAUGACGAAAAAGUUCACAGAAGGCAUAGCGUACGCUCCCACACUGAGAACCUCAGGCGUAGAUGCAACGGGAGAGGAGAAGACGUUAAGUAAAAGUGAUGUAGCCACAUUUGAAAUGGAAAAAAAUGAAUUGGCCCCCGUCACUCAUAAGCGUCAUCGAAAGUCCAGCUGGGGAAUGUCGGGUAGUGGGAUGAUAUUGACUACCAGACGCAGUGGUGCGAUGAAGAGAGCCCUGGACAUAAAAUCCCACUUCUUGGGUCUGCAGUACCCUCUCCAUGUGAUUAUUGAGAUGAAGGAACUUUUAAUUGACUGGGCAUCUCGUGCUGGUGUCCAGUGGCUGAGCACCAUCAUCCCAACGCAACACGUCAAUGCCCUUAUCUUCUUCUUCAUCAUCUCCAAUCUCACCAUUGAUCUGUUUGCCUUCGUCAUCCCGCUCCUCAUCUUCUACCUCUCCUUUAUCUCCAUGGCCAUCUGCACACUGAGAGUCUUCAAGAGCAGCAAAGGAUGGGAGAACUUCAGUGCCUUAACCGCCCUCCUCACACGCUUCGAGCCCAGCCUGGACGUGGAGCAAGCGGAGUCCAACUUUGGCUGGAACAACAUGGAGCAGUACCUCUACUUCAUGAUAUCAGUGUUCUUUACGAUCUUCACCUUCCCAGUAGCAGAUAAAGGCUGGAUCCCAUGCUCGGAGCUUUCCACAGUGGCCAUCUUCUUCACGGCAAUGAGCUACAUGAGCCUGAGCCCAUCUGCGGCAGCUUACGCACGAAGGGCACUCAUCAUCGAGGUGGCUUCAUCUUUGUGUGCCUUGACCAGCAGGUUGCCGAAGGAAAUGGCGAUGGCCAGGAUGCUGGGACAUAUUUUCACAACCAUCCCUCUAGGAGAAUCACUGGUGCUAGAGCUCAGUGUACCCUGUGUGCUCUACAUCUACCUUUUCUACUUGUUCUUCAGUAUGGCACGCAUGAGGGGAUUCAGAGGGACGUACUGCUUCCUGGUGCCGUACCUGGUCUGCUUUGUGUGGUGCGAGUUCUCUGUGGUCCUGCUGUGGAACUCUACCACCAUUGGCCUUAUCCGCACUUGUGUGGCCUACUUCCUCUUCCUGUUUGCCUUACCCGUUUUGGCUUUGGGUCUGAUGGUGAUGCUGCUGAUUCAGAUGGUUAAGUGGUUCCUGGAGUUGGAGUUGACUAAAAUGCUGGUGACGCUGGCAGUGUGUGCCGUCCCUGUGAUCCUGCGGCUUUGGACUCGAUUCAGCCUGUCCAUCCUAAAUGUCUUCCGUUCCAUCACCCACAGAGGUCCGGUGAAAUUGAUCCUCCUGUGCAUCACUACGGUGAUUUUACUCUGCGGCGUCUAUGUCUAUAAUGCUGAAGGUCUGAAGGUGUAUAACUCCACAAUCACCUGGCAGGAAUAUGGUACACUGUGCGGCCCACGUGCUUGGCAGGAUCGCGGGAUGGCUCAAACACAGCUCUUCUGCAGCCAUCUGGAGGGUCAUCGUGUCACUUGGACCGGAAUAUUCCGUCGUAUUCGUGUAGCUGAGAUGGAAAACGGAGCUCAGUCUGUUAUAAACUUGCUACCGGUGUUUAUGGGAGACUGGUUGCGGUGUCUCUAUGGUGAGGUUUAUCCCAAGUGUGAACCACAGAAUAAUAUGUCUCCAGUUGCGAAUGUCACGGGAGUCGAGCCUGUCAAUGCCACAAUGCUGUUCCUCCAGCAGGGAGAGGAGGAGCUCUGUCGGAUAAAGGCCUUUGCGAAACACCAGUGCCACGUUAAACGCUUUGACAGUUACCGCUUUGAGGUGACGGUCGGCAUGCCGGUGGAUGGAGUCACACAAGUUGACGAUCCGGCAGGUGACAUCCUCCUAAUGGCGAGUUACGAGUUUAAACAGGUGUUGCUGAACCUCGAUCCAGGCAGCAUGGUAGAGUUCAGUACAAAGCUGGAAGGGAAGUUGGGUACCAAACUACCUGCAUUUGAACUGAAAGCCAUACACUGUCUGGACUGCAGCUCAUCAUUGGUGCCUGAGGGACGACAGGUCAAGAUUGAACGGAACUGGAGGAAGACCAUGCUUAAAGCCAUUAAAUUUGCAUUUGACUUCUUCUUUGCUCCCUUUCUCUGUGCUAGGAUCAGUGUGUAAAGAAGUAGAAGAAAAGAUGACAUACAGAAAUCUGAAUCACAGUCAAAAUGUUUGAAGUUUUUUCAACGUCAGAAGAAUUUAAAAGAGCUGUCAAACUCCAAACACAAUUUUCAGGAAACAUUUAAAAAAAAAAAAUUAAUUAAUUCUUCUGAUAUGUUAGAGAUCAUGUUAUU